GCUGCGCCGGAAGUGACGUAUAAAGGAGGCGCCAGAGAGCCCCGGCGGCGUGGUGGAACGGAAAGCAUGACCCGCUCCCGGCGACAGGUGGAGGCGGGCCGRAAGAAGCGUGUCCAGGCCCGGCGGGCGCGCGCCGGGAACAAGAAGGACCCGGGGGUGCCGCAGCUCGGCCGCUUCGCCGCCCACGUCCAGCAACAGAACGAGACCCGGCAGAAACGGGCGCUGGAGGCGCAGCAGCGGCGAGAGGGGGCCCGGGGAGCGGCCGUGGGGCAGCGCCGGGGCCUGGACGCUCUCCAGGCGGACGCUCUUCGGCGACAGCGGAACUUCCAGAGCCAGGAGAAGGAAGAAGAGGAGGAAGAGCCCUCCCAGACACCCCAGGAUGAGGCCUCACUGCGCCAGUUUGGGCGGGAGCUGCGCAAGGUGUUGACAGCAUCUGAUGUGGUGCUGGAGGUGCUGGAUGCCCGCGACCCCCAGGGCUGCCGCAGCCCCCGACUCGAGGGGGCCCUACGGCCCCACCAGCGCCUUGUGCUUGUCCUCAACAAGAUCGACCUGGUGCCGCGGGAUGUGGUGGCUGCGUGGCUGAAGCACCUCCGGACCGAGUUCCCCACCGUGGCCUUCAAGGCCUGCACGCARCAGCAGAGCCGAAAUCUGAAGCAGAGCCGGGUGCCGGCGGCCACAGCCCCCGAGGAGGUGCUGGCAGGGGGGGCCUGUGUGGGUGCCGAGAGCCUCCUGCACAUCCUGAGCAACUACGGCCGCUGCGGGGGGGCCAAAACCUCCAUCACCGUGGGGGUCGUGGGGUACCCCAAUGUGGGCAAGAGCAGCCUCAUCAACAGCCUCAAGCGCAGCCGGGCCUGUGGGGUGGGGGCRAUGCCCGGAGUCACCAGGUGCCUGCAGGCCGUGCAGCUGGACCGGCACAUCCGGCUCCUGGACUGUCCCGGUGUGGUGCUGGACUCCGGGGACCCCCCGGCUGCUGCUCCACUGAGGGGGGCCCUGGCCCCACAGCGCCUGCAGGACCCCCUGACCCCUGCCUGCGCCAUCCUGCGCCGCUGCCCCACCCAGCAGCUGAGCGAGCAGUACGGGGUCCCCCCCUGCACUGACCCCCUGCAGUUCCUGGCCCACUUGGCCCGAAGGCAGGGCCGGCUCCGCCCCGGGGGGCUGCCAGAUGCCCACGCUGCUGCUGUGGCCCUGCUGCGCGACUGGACCAGCGGGAAGAUCUCGUACUACACCCAUCCCCCCAAAUCGCAGGGGGUGCAGCUCGCGGCCCAAAUCCUGCCAGCGCUGGGGCCAGCGCUGGAUCUGGAGGCGCUGGAACGGGGCGAUGCCGAGGCACUGGCAGCUGUCCCUGUGACAGUGACGGGCCUUGGACUGUCCCCGGGCAAUCCUGAGGAGGAGAAGGAGGAGGAAGGAGGAGAAGCCAUGGAGGACGACAGCGGCAACCUGGAGCUUGGUGCAAUGACGGUGGAGCUGAAGCCCAGGGUGAAAUCGGGGGGCACCGGGUUGGAGUCAGUGCCCCGAGCCCCUAAUCUGGAGGAGGUGGCUGCGCUUCCCCCUCUGCUCCAGGGACAGGGGCUGCGGGCAGCUGGAAAAAGGAGGAAAAAGCUGCAAAAAAGAGCAGAGAAAAUUGCCACAAAGCUGUCAGAGACACUGGAAGCGGCCAUGCAGUUCUGAGGCGUCUGCAAAUGAAAUAAAAAUACUAACAUUUAAGUGAGAAAUAGUUAAAAGAAAUCCUUUAUGAAAUAAAAGAACUGGGGGGAGAUGGGUGUUAUAGGUGGUUUGGGGAGUCCUGGGGGUCUCUCAAGCAGGAGGUUGAAAUGUGGAUGUUUUUGGGGGUCCCCAUGUCCCUGUGGAGGCUUUGGGAGGUCUCACCCCAUYUCACAGCUGGGUGGGUGAGUGGGAAU
Molecule: messenger RNA, 1898 nt
Organism: Malurus melanocephalus (red-backed fairy wren)
Lineage: Eukaryota; Metazoa; Chordata; Aves; Passeriformes; Maluridae
Gene: GNL3L
Product: G protein nucleolar 3 like
Exons: 15
Coding region: 67-1668 (533 amino acids)
Cellular component (GO): nucleolus
Molecular function (GO): GTP binding
Source: RefSeq, a predicted model, not a curated record